GGCCCGCCCCUCUCCCAGUCUCCUCCGCGGCUCCCCCUCCCUGCGCCAGGCGGAGCCGGAGCCCCAGCCGCCGCUGCUCCUGCUGCCGCCGUUUCUCGCCUCUCCCCGGUGACCGAGGGCACCGGCGCUGCUCAGCGGGAGCCUCCCCGGCCCGCCGCCGCCCGACCCCAGUGCCCGCCGCCGCCUCUGCUGGGGCCGGCGCUGCCCGCGGAGCCGCCAUGAGCUGGGGCACGGAGCUGUGGGAUCAGUUUGAUAACCUAGACAAGCAUACGCAGUGGGGCAUUGACUUCUUGGAGAAAUAUGCAAAAUUUGUAAAAGAAAGGAUAGAGAUCGAGCAAAACUAUGCAAAACAACUGAGAAAUCUGGUUAAGAAGUACUGUCCUAAACGUUCACCCAAAGAUGAGGAGCCCAGGUUUACUUCGUGUAUAGCCUUUUUUAACAUCCUUAAUGAGUUGAAUGACUAUGCAGGACAACGAGAAGUAGUUGCAGAAGAAAUGGGACACAGAGUGUAUGGAGAAUUGAUGAGAUAUUCUCAUGAUCUAAAAACUGAGAGAAAAAUGCAUCUUCAGGAAGGGCGAAAAGCUCAACAAUAUCUGGACAUGUGCUGGAAACAGAUGGAUAAUAGCAAAAAAAAGUUUGAGAGAGAAUGCAGAGAGGCAGAGAAGGCACAGCAAAGCUAUGAAAGAUUGGACAAUGACACUAAUGCGACAAAGGCUGAUGUUGAGAAGGCUAAGCAACAGUUAAACCUGCGCACACACAUGGCUGAUGAAAACAAAAAUGAAUAUGCUGCACAACUACAGAAUUUUAACGGGGAACAACACAAACACUACUACAUUGUCAUUCCUCAAAUUUAUAAGCAACUUCAAGAAAUGGAUGAAAGAAGGACUAUCAAACUUAGCGAAUGUUACAAAGGUUUUGCUGACUCUGAGCGCAAGGUUAUUCCUAUCAUCUCUAAAUGUUUAGAAGGAAUGAUUCUUGCAGCAAAAUCAGUUGAUGAACACAGAGACUCUCAACUAGUGAUAGACUGCUUCAAAUCUGGUUUUGAACCUCCUGGAGAUUUCCCAUUUGAAGAUUAUAGUCAGAAUAUUUACAGAACUAUCUCUGAUGGAACGAUCAGUACACCAAAGCAGGAAGGAAUGAGAAUUGAUUCAAAAACUACAGUGGGCAAGGCUAAAGGAAAGCUGUGGCUAUUCGGAAAGAAGCCGAAGGGCCCUGCUUUAGAAGACUUCAGCCACCUGCCUCCAGAGCAAAGACGCAAGAAACUGCAGCAGAGAAUUGAUGAACUCAACAGAGAACUACAGAAGGAAACAGACCAAAAAGAUGCCCUCAUCAAAAUGAAGGAUGUUUAUGAAAAAAAUCCCCAGAUGGGUGAUCCUGGCAGUUUGCAACCAAAACUAGCUGAGACCAUGAGCAACAUGGACCGUCUUCGGAUGGAAAUACACAAGAAUGAGGCUUGGCUGUCCGAAGUUGAAGGUAAAGUAGCAGCCAGAAGCGACAGGCGGCACAGCAGUGAUAUCAACCACCUCGUAACACAGGGCAGAGAGAGCCCUGAAGGGAGUUACACAGAUGAUGCAAAUCAGGAAGUUAGAGGCCCGCCACAGCAGCAUGCACAUCCAAACGAGUUUGAUGAUGAGUUUGAAGAUGAUGAUCCGUUACCAGCUAUAGGACACUGCAAGGCAAUAUAUCCUUUUGAUGGUCAUAAUGAAGGCACUCUAGCAAUGAAAGAAGGGGAAAUUUUGUACAUUAUUGAGGAGGACAAAGGAGACGGGUGGACAAGAGCUCGAAGACAUAACGGAGAGGAAGGCUAUGUGCCAACAUCAUAUAUAGAUGUAACGCUAGAGAAAAACAGCAAAGGUGCAGUAACCUAUAUCUAACAGUAAACUGGCAGUUUUCAGCUGUGCGUUCCCCAGGGAGAUAGUGGAAAAAUAGUAAGUUGCACAGGUUCCUGGAAAGAAUUAGAGUAUCAGAAGGCAGCAGCGGGCUGUUGUUCGCCAUGUGAGCUUGCCAUAUUUCUUUUUUGGAGAUGUCAGCAUCAAAUUAAGUACUUUAUGUUGGUCUGUAAUUUUGGCCAGUGUCUUCUGCUUUAUUUAACUGAUCUAAUGUUCCUGCUUUACGAAGUGCUAAAUUUGAUUCAUCCGUUAAACUGAAAAAGAUGAGGAUUCUUGCUUGUUCUACAUAGUAGUUGGUUUUACAAAGAACUGAAAAAUACUUAAAAGACCUCUAAAACUUACUGUUCCCACUUUUUUGACUUAAACUAUAUGCUUAAAGCAGAGGCUUUUUUCUCUAAUAACUAACUGAAUUCAGUUACUGAAAAUUAUUAAUUUCCUUCCUUUGCAAAUACUUGGCAGCUUUCGCCUCUUAAAGAGGAAAAUGUUUUCUGAUUGUGAAAGCUCAACAAAAACACUCAGGAAGAAGCAUUACAAUCAAAAAGGACAAAAAGUCCACUGACCUGCCUCUCUCCUUCCCUUCCAGUGGUUGUAACCUAGAAUAUUGUGUAUUUGACGCAACUUCACUGUUUUAACCGUAGAUAUCUUAAAAAAGACCACAUGUAAUGUUCAUGUCUUAUUAAAUUUUAACCUCUCUCUGCUCCUGAAAAGGGACUGUUUUUAAAUUCUUAAUCUGUGCCUGUAAGCUGAGUAUUUGAAUUGCAUUGUGUUUGGGUUGAAAUCAAGAUCUAAAAUGUACAGUAACUCCCUCACUAUUACAUCACUAAGGUUUGGAAACUACAUUGCACUACUUGAUUACUAGGAAAAAAAAAAGCUAAUCUAAAAGCUGUGUCUGGUAUUCCUAUUAAGAAUGUUUGUGGAAUAAAGUACAAGGCUAAUGUGUAGCCACUGGGAAUGGCCUGUUAGAACUGAGCACGCUUCUCUGUUUUCUGAAGGCCUUCAGUAACUUUGUUCUUUUCUUUUUCCUCUUGGACUGCAGGUUCCUGAAGCGGGUUUCUGAGAAAAUGGGCGAGAUCUUGAAGGAGGUUACAUGCAGCUGCUUUGGGGGGGGGGAGGGGGAGGGAGGUUAUUAGCCUGGGAGGCCCAGUGAGCAAGGGGAAAAGCUAGUUGCAUGAAUGCAUGCAGACAUACAUUUAGUCACUAACAUUCUUAGCAUUUCCAUACAUAGUUAAGGAUGUAUUACAAAUUCUUAAAUUUCUGCAGCAAAAUAGAGCUCCAUUACCAGAGUAAAGAGGCAACUGCUACUAAAAUUGCUUAUUCUUAUUGUCCUUAGUUUUCAAAGAGGCACAAACUAUACUUUAGAUUGUGCUACAUUUUGGUUAUCUCAGUUACGCUCUUUUCCAACUGUUCGUAAUUGGCAAUCAUUUAGAACCAUGUCAGUUGUCAGUCUGCCUGUGCCGCCUCCAUGCUCGCCCUUAACCCCCUCCUGCAUGCCUAGGACAGUCAGGCAUGUCUGCAUAACAUUUUAUUGUCAUCAUUGCUUCUCUUAUUUUGUAACAAACCAUUCUGUUUAAAUAUCUUCAGCACUAGAGUUUCAUCCCAGUAUCCAUGUAUGCUGCUGUAACUUUUCCACUGCAACCACCAUUACAUUCAAUUUUUUUUUUUACAUAAUGGACAUGCGAUCAUAAUGUAUUUAUGUUGGUUUGGGGAAAUAAUACAUCUCAGCUCUAGCCUACAAUGCAGUCAGAGAAACUCCCAGAACUGUGGUCCAUCUUCAGCACUUCAGUAACCUAAUGUGAGCACUGAAAACCUGGAACACCACCAGAGAGAUUCACCACUGCAAGCUAAUGACUGUUUUCAAAGAAGUCAACCACUUGCCAUUCAAAUGCUGCCUUAAACUAGAGUGCCUAAAUCUGUUGAUUGCCAACACUACCACGUACAGUAUCCCACAAAGGGCUUUGUGUCUCAGCUCUCUCCACAGUGCUGCAGCUGCUGAGGUAGCCAUGGUAGGUGUUUUCUAGAGCUCUACUUUACAGGAUACAUGGUGCAUCAUGAAUUUUAUACAUUGAGACAUGUAUCUCUUCAUUUGACUUUAAUAUUUUUAGAAAUAUUUUUAUGGAAACUUUGUCUCUUAGUUUUUGACUAUGAAGUUCCAGUUUUAAUUACUGCAGUGCUAGUUUGUUUCCAGGUGAUGCUUCAUUGUAUGGACCCGUUGAAAUUCGAGUGAUACUUCGUAAUGAUCUAUGUGCACUUUUACUUGUAAACAAUUGAAAUUUGGAUAUGUUUAUACCUGUAAAUAUAGUUGUCUGCAGUGCCCCUAUUGCUUAUGUUGUCUUGCCUCCCAUUUGUGGUUCUAUUAAUAAAUACAUCAUAUCUGAUUUAUUAGGGUAAUAAGAAUUAGACUAGAGAGGUUGGGGGGAGGGAUACUUGUAUCAAUCAAAGCUUGUCAGCCCAGCCGCCUGCUGUGUGGGGAAAGAAAUAAAUAAUAAUCAAAACAUCCUCUUUUUUUGGGGGGGGGGGGGGUUUGAAGCAAUAUUUGGAUGCAGCAGUGCUGGAUUCUUUUUAAUUUCAGUGUUACUAGAAAUUGUACUACCAGUAAAACUGAAUUUGAGUGACUUGCGUAGAGGUUUAUUCCUUUUCUUAUGUAUACCACUAUUACACAGCUUGACCUAGUGUAUUACAGUUGGGGGCUAUUAAACUCUAAAGUUUAGAUUUUUGGAUAUUGUAUACAGGGUUAUUUAUAAUAAUAAUGUGACAUUACUCAAUACUGACAAAACUACAUGUGUAGUUUUUUGGGGUUGUUUUGUUUUUUAAUCUAGUGCUUUUUUAUUUUAAAGUUAGAGAAGAGGAGGAAAUGUGAUCUGUGUAUUUUCUGCUAAAGGGCCUGUGGUUUGCCUGGCUAACAGCCUUGCAGGUUAGUAAUAACUCUUCUGGUAAAGGACUAAAUGUUCUUUUCACGCUACUGUUUGUUUUUCUGAAACCAGGAUUUGCUUCCUUUGGAGGCAGGUUCCUUUCAUGAGGGAUAGUGCAACGUGUAUGAGGGUUAUUAAACAUAGGAAAGAAACAAUUUGUACUUGCACAGCUAGUUAUAAAUCACUUAUUCUAAAAUUCUGAACGUGAGUUGUCUUAAAGAAUCUUCCAUUUUUCCAGUAAUUUUUAAUCUUUUUUUGUGCACAUGUUGAUUUCUUAAAUGUUAAAUGCUUUGUUUAAAAAUAGUGUUCUCUGUUGAGAAUAUUUUCAUGGAAUAAAGAAAUCUUUUCAUGGUCUAA
Molecule: messenger RNA, 5155 nt
Organism: Dromaius novaehollandiae (emu)
Lineage: Eukaryota; Metazoa; Chordata; Aves; Casuariiformes; Dromaiidae
Gene: FNBP1L
Product: formin binding protein 1 like
Exons: 14
Coding region: 219-1874 (551 amino acids)
Biological process (GO): signal transduction
Molecular function (GO): protein binding
Source: RefSeq, a predicted model, not a curated record